UCAACGAUCACACACUGCGAACACACACAUACAUACACACACAUGAGUUUUGAAUUCACCGAUCGCGCCAACGCGGCGCUGGCCCAGGCCAUGCAGCUGGCUCGCGACAUGAGCCACGCCAAUCUCUUCCCAGUCCACCUCGCCCUGGCUCUUCUGACCGACGGAGGGACAUCUCAAGGCGCGUCUCGACCAGGCACACCAGCACCGGCACCGGCCUCGACCUCGUCAUCGCAGCCGUCGCUCUUCCGGAGCGUGCUGCAAAAGGCAGGCGCGGAUGCAUCGAAGCUCGAGACGGCGCUGAGAGCCGCCAUUCGGAAAAUCCCAUCGCAGAACCCACCGCCAGACGACGUGGGGCUUGCAUCCUCGACGAGCAAGGUGCUGAAGCGGGCCGAGGAGCUCAAGAAGCAACAACACGACGCCUACAUUGCACAAGACCACCUCCUUCUGGCGAUCAUUGACGACAACACGAUUCAGCCGCUGCUCAAGGAGGCUGGGCUUGCCAACACACAACUGCUUCAGACAGCAAUCACUCAGAGCCGAGGACAGAAGAGGAUCGACUCCAAGAGCGCAGAGGGAGGCUAUGAUGCACUCGCAAAAUACUGUGUCGACUUGACGAACCUGGCCGCCGAGGGGAAACUGGAUCCCGUCAUUGGACGAGACAGCGAAAUUCGACGAGUGAUUCGGGUCCUGUCGAGACGGCGCAAGAACUGCGCGUGCCUCGUCGGCGAGGCCGGUGUGGGCAAGACAGCCAUCGCAGAGGGGCUGGCGCAGAGGAUCAUCGAGCGGGACUGCCCGCCGAGCCUGUUUGGAAAACUCCUGUCGCUCGACUUGGGCGCCCUCAUGGCGGGAGCAUCGUACAAGGGAGAAUUCGAGGAGAGGGUCAAGAGCGUCAUCAAUGAGCUGGAAAAGGCGGCAGACGAGGGCACAACAAUCAUUCUCUUCAUCGACGAGAUGCACCUCAUUGUCGCUGGACGCGACUCGUCGGGCGGCAUGGAUGCAGGCAACCUCUUCAAGCCGGCCCUCGCGCGAGGCAAGAUCAAGGUCAUUGGCGCAACGACGCUCAACGAGUACAAGACGGCCAUCGAAAAGGAUGCUGCGCUCGACAGACGGUUCCAGAGCGUCUUUGUCAGCGAGCCAGACGAGAAUGCAACGCUGGCCAUCCUCCGUGGCGUUCGAGAAAAGUACGAAGUCCACGCGGGCGUUCGCAUCCUCGACGCUUCCCUCGUCUCAGCGGUGCAGCUUGCAAAGAGGUACCUGCCUUACCGACGCGCCCCGGACUCGGCCCUCGACAUCAUCGACGAGGCCUGCGCAGAGGUGUCCACGGACCGCGACACGAUGCCCGAGGAAAUCGACAAAUUACAACGGCAAAAGGUGCAACUGGAGGUGGCCAUCCACGCACUCGAGAGGGAAAAGGACGAGGCGAGCAAGGAGAGCCUCGAGGCGACACGAAAGGAGCUGGCCGCCAUCGAAGACGCAUUGGGCCCCAAGCUGGCCGAACACCAGGCCGAGAAGGAAAAGCACGACGAGCUGGCCAAUGCCCGCCGGCGGCUCGACGACCUUCGUGCAAAGGCAGACGCGGCCGAGCGGCGCUACGAUCUGGCCACCUCGGCCGACAUUCGCUACGGCGCCAUCCCAGACCUUGAGACGCGCAUCGCUGCACUGGAGCAAGAAGAGCGGCGCAAGGUCGAUCAGGGCCACAUAGACAGCAAGAGCACCGUCACACCCGAGGUCGUUGCCACCAUCGUGGCACGCUGGACCGGCGUGCCAGUCCGGUCGAUGCUCGAGUCGGAAAAGCAAAAGAUCCUCAAGCUCCCCAAGCUCCUGUCCAAGGAUGUUGUCGGUCAGCCAGAAGCCGUCUCGGCCAUCUCAAAGGCCAUUCAGAUGAACCGUGCCGGUCUGCACAACCCCAACCAGCCGGCUUCGUUCCUCUUCCUUGGCUCGAGUGGCUCAGGCAAGACGCUGUGCGCCAAGACGCUAGCGAAGACGCUCUUCAACGACGAAAAGGCGAUGGUUCGCAUCGACUCGUCCGAGUACAGCGAAAAGCACUCGAUCAGCCGCCUCUUUGGCUCACCGCCAGGUUACGUGGGACACGGCGAAGGAGGUCAGCUCGAGGCGGUUCGUCGCCGGCCAUAUUCGAUUGUCCUCGUGGACGAGAUCGAGAAGGGCGCGCGCGAGUACCUCCUCGCCUGGCUCCAGAUCCUUGACGACGGACGUGCCACCGACGGGCAAGGUCGCCUCAUCGACUUUUCUCAGACCAUCAUCAUCUUUACGUCAAACCUCGGAUCGCAGUUCAUCAAUGACGCCGAGGAGAACGACGAGCUGAGCAGCCAGACCCGCCAGCUGGUCGAGUCCUCGGUCGCUGCCGCGCUUCCUCCCGAGUUCCGCAACCGGAUUGGGUCGACGGUCAUCUUCCGCAAGCUGUCUCGCAGCGACGUGCGCAACAUUGUCGACCUGCGGGUCCGCGAAAUCGAGGACCGGGCCAAGAAGAACGGCAAACGGCUCAAGUUCCAGCUGUCGGCCGCUGCAAAGGACUUCCUCGCCUCGGUUGGGUACAGUCCCUCGAUGGGUGCUCGUCCACUUGCGCGCGCCAUCAACAACGAGGUCCUUGGGCCGCUGUCGAUUCUGCUCCUCCGGGGCCAGGUCAGGGACAAGGAGACGGUCCAGGUCGAAUUCGACGCGGUUGGCAACAAGCUCGUCGUCAUGCCAAACCACGCUGUCGAUGCCGCCUUUGCCGAGGGGGAGAUGGACAUCGAUGAAGACGACGACGAGACGAUGUCCGACGACGCAUUCAUCGACGGGGAGCCACUCGACUAAUUGUAAUGGGACCGGUAGCAAGCACAUCAGAGUCUUGCUACCCUUUUAUAUUGUACUGUACAUGAGAGA
Molecule: messenger RNA, 2883 nt
Organism: Acaromyces ingoldii
Lineage: Eukaryota; Fungi; Basidiomycota; Exobasidiomycetes; Exobasidiales; Cryptobasidiaceae
Product: P-loop containing nucleoside triphosphate hydrolase protein
Exons: 1
Coding region: 43-2814 (923 amino acids)
Biological process (GO): cellular response to heat
Cellular component (GO): cytosol; cytoplasm
Molecular function (GO): ATP binding; ATP hydrolysis activity
Source: RefSeq, a predicted model, not a curated record